AUGGACUCCUUCGCCAUCACAGAGGGUCUUGCAGCCCAGGACCAAACCCAGCCGGAACCAGUCAACAGCAAACUGUCCGAGGAGACAAACAAGUUCCAACGCGCUAUUGCAGCAUGGCGAGGAAUUGACUUGGCCAGUACGAUUGCGAAACUUGAUUCCACCGCCUCAGAUAUCGUCGAGCACCAGCGAGAUGCUCUCGUACAGAGAAAGGACCUGGCUCAGAAGACCAAGGACUUUAAGAAACUGGACGAUGAAGCCAAAAUCGCAGAGCACAAAGCACUAUUGAAAGCCUAUCAAUCAUUUAUCGAUCUCCUGACCAACCAGGGCAAAACGUCUUCCUCCUCGUUCCUCCAACUAUACUCAUCCUUAUCGGAGGCCCCGGAUCCGUACCCACUCCUCGAAGCCUCCGUUGAUUCCCUGGUCUUGUCGGAAGACACCGUGCCCAAGCUGACCUCGGAGCGCGAUCAAUUGCAAUCUUCGGUUGAACGUCUCACGAGGCAGCAGGAGGAGACCGAGAAACGUCUCCAGGAAGAGCGAACCGCCAGAAAGAAGCUCGAACAGAACCAAGAGGCAAGAGCUAAGGAGAUUGAAUCAUCCUGGGAAGCUGUCUUAGUAGAAAAGACAAACAAUUGGGCCGCAAAGGAGAAAAGCUUGGAAGAGAAGGUGGACAACCAAGAGCGAUUGAUCAAGGAGCUCAAAGCAAGCUACGAAGUUUCUCAACGUCUGGGUGGCAAUGAGGAAAGUGAGGAGGCUCGAAGCGGUGCUACUGCCGCGGAGCUAGAACUCGUUUCUUCUGAUCUGGAGAAAACAAGCUUGCGUCUAGCCGAUGUGGAGGCUCGGAAUGAGCAAUUGCGACUCGAGCUAGCCCAGUCUGUAUCACACUCGAAUGCCGGCCAAACGACUUUGCAAGACGAUCCCGAAUACCAGCGCCUGCAGUCAGAGAAUUCUUCUUUACUUCGCAAAUUGGAUGCUGCACGCUAUGAUAAGGAUUCGACACGGCACUCGUGGGAGGCCAAGGUUCUCCAAGCUGAGAGAAAUGCCACAAAGUCUACUACCGAGAGAGAUGAGCUGCGCUCACGCCUCGAGAGGGUUUCAGACUACGAUGAUAUUCGUCGCGAGCUGGAGAUGAUCAAAUCAAUAGAGUUUACGACCGGCGAGGAUGAGGAGACUGGUGACGUGCCGGUGGAGGGCGUUGAAAGCACCAACGGUAACGCAGCGAAAUCAAAAGAGAAGAAUUCGUUGGAGCAGCUCUUGCUUGCUCGUAACAAGAAGUUGACUGAUGACCUGGCUGUACUACGUGUGUCGAGUCGUGACUUGCAAGGCCAACUGGAGUCCCUCCGCGGCGAGCUUUCGACCACGAAAGCAGAAUUGGAGAAGUCCCGGGGUCUAUCUAGUACACUGGAGAACGAUCUUCUUCAGGUGCAGCAGGAGGCAGCCAACACCUUCCCUUCUGGCGCAAUGUCCGUUGCCGGUACCUAUGCUUCCAGAUACCCGCACUCCUCUAGACGUGGUGCUACUUCUCCCACUUCAUCUAUUAUAUCCGGGUUUGAUCAGAGCGCGGCGUCCGCGAACACCAUGGAUGCUAUUCGUGCAGGUGAGGCUGUGGGAGGUGGUUCGGGUCUUUUGCCCAUGAUUCAGGCGCAACGUGACCGAUUCAAGAAGAAGAAUUCUGAGCUUGAAGAAGAGCUGUCCAAGACAUAUUCCACUGUGAAAUCUCUUCGGCAGGAGAUUGCAUCACUUCAAAAGGACAAUCUCGGCCUUUACGAAAAGACUCGUUAUGUCUCGACAUACAGCCGCGGUCAGGGGGCAGCUACCUCUGCGUCAUCAUAUGCAAAUGCACCCAGUUCGACAUCCGUGUAUACCUCUUCCGACACACCGUCGGGACUAUCACUAGAUAGGUAUCAAUCUGCCUAUGAGGCACGGAUCUCCCCCUUCGCUGCAUUCCGCGGCCGCGAGUCAACGCGUGCAUACAAGCGUAUGAAUCUUCCCGAAAGAAUAGUGUUCUCACUCACCCGCAUAAUAUUGGCCAACCGAACCAGUCGAAAUUUGUUCGCGGGCUAUUGCUUUGCUCUUCACUUUCUGCUUUUCGUGGUGCUCUACAAAAUGAGCACUACCGAGAUUGAAAAGCAUAGCGCCAUGAGCACCCUCGGCGGUGCCGCAGCAGCAGCAUACAGCAACAGUGGGGGUGGAACCGGCUCUGGAAGCAGUGGUCAGCUGCAUGGUGACGAUUGGCAGCAAGAGGGUUUCACCUAA
Messenger RNA from Penicillium waksmanii, 2253 nucleotides. RefSeq names its product CCAAT displacement transcription factor COY1. The transcript is spliced from 2 exons. The record is from RefSeq and is a predicted model, not a curated record. NCBI's taxonomy places the organism in Eukaryota, Fungi, Ascomycota, Eurotiomycetes, Eurotiales, Aspergillaceae. Bases 1 to 2253 code for a protein of 750 amino acids. Gene Ontology annotation, biological process: intra-Golgi vesicle-mediated transport. Gene Ontology annotation, cellular component: Golgi membrane.